This is a messenger RNA of Triplophysa dalaica, 2933 nucleotides long. It is a transcript of the gene wfikkn1, whose product is annotated as WAP, follistatin/kazal, immunoglobulin, kunitz and netrin domain containing 1. Gene Ontology annotation, molecular function: serine-type endopeptidase inhibitor activity; protein binding. Gene Ontology annotation, cellular component: extracellular region. The record is from RefSeq and is a predicted model, not a curated record. Bases 741 to 2465 code for a protein of 574 amino acids. NCBI's taxonomy places the organism in Eukaryota, Metazoa, Chordata, Actinopteri, Cypriniformes, Nemacheilidae. The transcript is spliced from 2 exons.
UUCCAGCCAAUAGAAAAAUAUUGCAAUUUUAAAAUUUUCAUAGGGUUGGCAUGACGGACGUUUAGGUAGGAUCAGCCCACCCCUGCCCAUGCCUGGAGCCGGCCCUGAAUGAGAGUAAUGUGGCACACGGAUGGAGGUACGUGGCCACUGGACACAUCUGGUUUUCAGGUGACAGCAUCUAUCUCUGCAUAUGUUUACAGUUUUUAACAUGUAAGACCACAGGGUUGUAAAAGUAUGGCAGCUCUCUACUGUCAUGAAACCCGUCUCUUUAUCUCUCUCGAGCACGCACAUGCAUGUCCAGAUGAAACUCAUGGUGAAGAACAGGAUCAUAAAUCAACGUUGCUGUAUAAUGGCGAGCUGAGUUUGGUGUGGAGGGCGUGACCCCGCUCUGUGCGUUGGGUCAGAAGUCAUGCGGAGGUUUCAGGGUCGCGCUCAAUGAAUGAAGUUUGGGGCUCCACGGGGGUGUCCAUGGACAAAGAGACAUGAUCUGAUAUUGAGCUGGAGGUGCUUUCCCAGCAAGCUUUGCAUAUUAAAUCAUGAAGGGGGUCAGAGGGACACCGGUCACACCAGCUAGAACCUCCUCCACAUGAACAUGAAGAGCAGCUGCGCCGGACGUCUGGAUUGCGUCUUCACCGAGAGCUGCUUGUGUCUCUUGACUAUGUUUGUGCUGUUGUUUGGCUAGCAGGAUCCCGUUUGUAGCCCUGUCCGGACCCACAGCGGACAUCCUUCUGCAUGAAUCCAUGUGUGUUUUACUGCUGUCUGUUUGUACGGCCGCACGCAGCAGGUCUGGAUCUUCUCUCCUGUCUUUCCUCCUCAUGUGGGUCCAGCUCAUGGCCGUUGAUCCGGAUCGUGCUGUUGUCUGUCCAAAUGAUGUGAAUGCAAACUUGUGGGUGGACGCUCAGAGCACCUGUGAGAGGGAAUGCCAAACACACCAGGACUGCGCUGCGCACGAGAAGUGCUGUACUAACGUGUGUGGCCUCCUGAGCUGUGUGGCCGCACGGUUCUCAGAUGGCUCCUCUGCUGAUGGUCAAUCAGGUGGGGGUUCGCUCUCGGGGAGUGUGGCCAGCUGCGAUGAGUUCAUAUGCAGCCAGCAGGGGGCGGUGUGUGAUGUGUGGGAGGGACAGCCGAUGUGCAAGUGUCUGGAUCGUUGUGAGAGAGAGCCGAGCUUCACCUGUGCCUCCGACGGGCUCACGUAUUUCAACCGCUGCUACAUGGACGCCGAGGCCUGCGUUCAGGGGGUCACCCUUACCGAGGUCACGUGUCGUUAUCAUCUGUCCGUUCCAAACGCCAGCCCCCUUCCUCAAGACACAACCCCUCAUCCGACGCCCACCGAGGCCGACUCCGAGGCCUUUCCGCCCAGCCUGUACUCCAACCCCCAGCACCAAGUCAUUUACCCGGGUGGAACAGCGAGUUUUCACUGCGACGUCAUUGGCCACCCGACACCUGACGUAACCUGGGAGAAGCAGUCUGAGGUGCGCGAUAGAAUCGCCAUGCGGCCUGAUCAGAUGUACGGGAACGUGGUCAUAACCAACAUCGGUCAGCUGGUGGUGUACAACGCCCAGAUCUGGGAUUCAGGAAUAUACACCUGCAUAGCACGCAAUGUUGCAGGAACUUUGCGGGCUGAUUAUCCGCUCUCUGUCGUAAAGCGCGACGAUGAUGAUGAUGUGUUUGACGACUCAGAGGCGAGCUUGUCGAUGGAGCCGCCGUUUUCGACGGCUGACUGCAUUGCGGCGGUAGAGAGGGGCGAGUGCGGCGACAAGCGGGUGGACUGGUUCUACGACUCAGCGCAGGGUUCCUGCCACACGUUCACACACGGAGGCUGCAAGGGUGGCCGCAACCGCUUUGAGACGUACGAGGAGUGCCGUUCGUCUUGUCAGCGCGAGGGGCUGGGUGUGUGCUCACUGCCCGCCGUCCAGGGUCCAUGCAAGCGCUGGGAAGCGCGCUGGACCUACAACAGCCUCGCGAAACAGUGCCAGGCUUUCGUCUACGGCGGUUGCCACGGCAACAGAAAUAACUUCAGCACCCGUGAGGAAUGCAAAGCCAGCUGCCCGCGGUCAAACGGCCAUCUGUGCAAAAGCUGCCGGAUGAGAAGGAAGAUGGUAGAAAGUGUGUGCCGCAGCGACUUCGCCAUUGUAGGGCGGCUCACUGAACUCAUCGAGGAGCUGGACUCGGGAAUCGCUCGGUUUCAUCUGGAGCAGGUCUUACGAGACGAGAAGAUGGGCCUACAGCUCUUCAACACCCAACACCUUGAGGUGAUGCUCACGCGAAUGGACUGGAGCUGCCCGUGCCCAAACAUCACGCGGCACCAGGAGCUCCCUCUGCUGGUGAUGGGUGAGGUGCAGGAGGGUGUGGCUAUGAUUCUUCCUCACAGUUAUGUCCGACCUGUUUCUGAUCGCAGACUCAAAAAGAUUCAUGAGGUACUGGACAAGAAGACGUGUGAGAUGCUGCAAAGAUUUCAGGAUUGACACCUGCCUUGAAUGUGUGACAUAAGAAGUGGAAAUGAGUAAUUUGUGAGAACUUGUGAAUGUGUGUGUAUGUAGUGUGUGUUACUUUUAUGUGUGUGUUUGUGUGUGUGUAAGAGGGCGGAGAUGUUUUCCGUUUAACAGGCUUUUUAACAGACUCACUUCCUCUGUGAUGGAAUCAGCCUCCACCCUAACUGCAGCAACCUUCACAACUUUUAAAGAACAGCUCAAAACAUAACUGUUCUGCAUCUAUUUGAUUAACCAAUAACUGUCUGUCUUGUGUCUGACAAAACAAUCUUGGUGUUCUUUCUCUCCUUUGCUAACUCCAGCUUGAAUCCUCUAGUAUCAUUGCCUUGUAAACUAACGCUACUGUUUAGCGUCUUGACAAAAGGGUUAUAUGCUCUUUUAAUUGUAAGUGGCUUUGGAUAAAAGCGCCCGCCAAAUGAAUAAAUUUCUAUAUAAUGUAAUGUA